Bipolaris zeicola 26-R-13 is the source of this 402-nucleotide messenger RNA. RefSeq lists its product as uncharacterized. The transcript is spliced from 2 exons. The annotation marks the transcript as partial. The record is from RefSeq and is a predicted model, not a curated record. Lineage: Eukaryota; Fungi; Ascomycota; Dothideomycetes; Pleosporales; Pleosporaceae.
AGUGAGAAAAAGACUGUUCCAAGUGAGUCGAAGGAACCAAUCAGCUUCAAAGAUGCUGUGGGAAGGAAAUUCACUUUUCCAUAUCAUCUAGUCAAGUCAUGGAAGAGUAUGGAAGAACUCAUCAAGCAAGCCUUCCUCCAUGUCGAUGUGAUUGGGCCUCAUGUCCAGGAAGGCCAUUACGAUCUUGUCGGGCCCGAUGGCCAAGUCAUACUUCCACAGGUCUGGCAGUCCCUAGUGCAACCAGGUUGGAAUGUGACCAUGCACAUGUGGCCUAUGCCCGAGUCCUCUCAGCACGCACCUCCGCCUGGACCUCCGCAUCCGCAUCGAAACAACUCUCUCCCACAAGCUCCAUCUGAAGCAACAAUCCUUCCUGUUGAUACUUUGGAUAAUAAGGAAUCGUAG